AGUCUAUGACAUUUAAAAAUGGCGGCGCCCACAGUUAUACCAGCGAAUGAAACAAAAAAUUGUGCUCCCAAAGAAGUGGACAUAUAUCGUGACACACCCAUCAGGUAUCUUGGUUAUGCAAAUGAAGUUGGGGAGGCGUUCCGGGCAUUGAUCCCGAAGUCUGCUGUGUGGGCCACAUAUGGUGUAGCCAGUGCUUAUGUACUUGCUGAUGCCAGACAUAAAGGACAGGAAGCCGCAAAGUUGAAUUGGCCGGAUGACUCCACCAAGAAGCAGAAGGUCGUACAUGCAGUGGGUGAUACCAUUGUGUGGCAGGGGUUGGCCUCUGUCAUCAUCCCAGGGUUUACCAUCAACAGGCUAUGUAAGCUGUCCUUCUUCACCCUCAGCAGAGUGUCCAGUCUUCCAGAGCCAGUCAGGAAAUGGACAACAACAGCAUUAGGUCUAGCGGUCAUCCCGUUCAUCAUUAAACCAAUAGACAAGAGUGUUGACUACAUGAUGAACAACUCUGUAAGAAGAUGGUACCACAUAGAACCUCCUGAAGAGAAACUCGUCCAUCACAGGAGGUAGCAAAUGAUGCAGUUAGCAUGGCAACUGAUAUCAGUGUG
Strongylocentrotus purpuratus (purple sea urchin) is the source of this 602-nucleotide messenger RNA. It is a transcript of the gene mtfp1, whose product is annotated as mitochondrial fission process protein 1. The coding region runs from base 19 to 564 and encodes 181 amino acids. The transcript has 4 exons. Gene Ontology annotation, cellular component: mitochondrion. Lineage: Eukaryota; Metazoa; Echinodermata; Echinoidea; Camarodonta; Strongylocentrotidae. Gene Ontology annotation, biological process: mitochondrial fission. The record is from RefSeq and is a predicted model, not a curated record.